CGCACAGAUGUGAGGAACACGUGGUUUCUCCAAACAGCCCUACAGGCGCACCACUUCCUCUCACGUUUGGAUUCCUUCAGUCUAUGAGUUGGUACCAGCACAGAGCCGAGCUGGACCUGGAUACAGCCUCAGCCCAGCAUCUCUGCAGACAGCCACAUGAAUGAGAGAAGAUAAGAUAAUAACACGGUUUUUCCAACUUGCUCUUGUAACUCCUACUUUCAUCCCCCGCCUUCAGAAAAGUUCAUUCCUUUUUUUUCUUUUUUUUUUCCCCAACGCUGCAGCACUGAAGUUACCUGCGCUGAAGGAGGUCGUCCCCAGAGUGCAGAGCAACGGAUGGAGCUCUGAGUUCUAUUUUUAUUUUUUUAUUUUUACUAUUAUUACUCAUCUACCCCUACAACAAACUGAGAGCACUGGGAUUCCAGACUGAAGGUGCCGUGGCGCUCAACAGGAGCUUUGGGGCAAAUGCCACUGCGAUGCUGUGGAUGUGACUUCAAACCAGAGAUUCACUGCGGUUCAGUCCUGUAAAGCACAAUGAAAGACGACUUCGCUGAUGAGGAGGAGGUACAGUCCUUUGGUUAUAAGAGGUUUGGGAUUCAGGAGGGUACAGAGUGCACCAAGUGUAAAAAUGACUGGGCAUUAAGGGCAGCCAUUGCGCUCCUGUACGUGCUCUGCGCCCUACUCACCAUAGCGGUGGCCGUCCUUGGAUACAAAGUGGUCCAGAGAAUGGACAAUGUCACAGAGGGCAUGCAAAAUUAUGGAGGCAAGAUCAAUGCUGUGGAAACAGACUUAAAGAAACUGGAUGAUCAGGCAGGAGUGAAGUCAGUUAAUGCCACCAGUGAAAUCAAGACUUUUAAGUCAGAUCUGGAAGCCCUGCAGAGCCAGCUAAACGACAUCGCCCUCAGGGCAACCAGCAACAGCGACACGCUGGAAGAACUUCGGAUUACAGGCGAUGACAUGCAAAAUGGACACGUCUCCCUGCAGAGUUUUCUGGAAGGCAAUGCUGCCUCACUGCGUGGAGUCAACCAGACCUUGGCUUCCUACAGUGGAGUGAUUGAUGACCUCCAGACGGACACUGCACGGCUCCAGUCCGAGAUUCAGGGCCAGGUCAAAGUGCAGAGCCAGACCCAGGUUAGUAUCAGUGCACUGAACAUCACCCAGGCCCAACAGCGCAACCUGCUCAGCACACUGCAGAAGACGGUUGAAGACGCAGGCCAGGCUGUUCAGAAACUGAAGAAUGACUAUCAGGUUUUGCAGCAAACAGCCAGACAGACACGGGCUGACACUGAGUGGUUAAAAGAAAAGGUCCAGAAUCUUCAGGUUUUGGCAGCCAACAACUCAGCCCUGGCCAGAUCCAAUGGGGAAGCUCUGGAUGACCUGGGAGCUCAGCUCAGCACUCUGGCCAGUCAAAUCCAGAACACCUCAACCCUUACUGAGGGACAUGACCAGAGCUUGCGUGAGCUGAUGGACCACCAGAGAGACCACGAUAAUGCAACCUCAUCUAAGUUUGAUGACGUGGAAGCACGACUAGACAGGCACGAGAAUGACAUGGACCGCGUGACUGGAAAUGUGAGCUUUGCUGCACAGAUUCUAGGCGUCAUCAGCUCUGACCUGAACGGCCUGAGGUCCUGUGCUGAGACAGUGAUGCAACAUUCAGACGUGUUACUGGGCCUGAACAGUAGUGUGACGGAGAUCCAGACCGACAGCAAAGAGCUGCGCAGCCAGCAGGAUGAUCUGGCAGCCAGGCUGGACAAAGAGGUCAACAACCUGUCGAUGGUGAUGGAGGAGAUGAAGCUGGUGGACAGCAAGCACUCACAGCUCAUCACCAACUUCACUAUCCUGCAAGGUCCACCAGGUCCAAAAGGUUCCAGGGGAGACAAAGGUCCCCAGGGGCAAGUGGGUCAGCCAGGACAAAAGGGUGAUAAAGGAGACAAAGGGAUGCCAGGAUUGGUAGGAGCCAAAGGAGAAAGAGGUGCUACUGGACCACCAGGUAUGGAAGGUCCAAAAGGGCCUGUUGGGGCUCGGGGUCCUCCCGGAGCUAAAGGAUCGAGAGGGUCUGGAGGUCGUCCUGGAAACCCUGGUGAGAAAGGCGACCCUGGGGCUCCAGGGAUUCCCGGCAUGGUUGGACAGCCAGGGUUGCCGGGGCCAAAAGGGCUACAUGGGCCACAAGGGCCCAGCGGACCAGCAGGGCCUGCAGGUCUCGAAGGGCCCCGUGGCCCUGUUGGACCCAUUGGCGCGCCUGGUGCUCCAGGGCUACCAGGACCACCGGGAGAACGACCUCAUGUAUUUGUAAUCCCACCUUUGCCCACUCCAGCCGUUCAGGUCCCUGAAACCCCCAAACCUCAGCCUCUUAAACCAGUGGAGGAACCACAAGGCUCUGUCUCUCGGCAGGUUCAGCCUCCUGUCGCCACCACCCCAGAGCCAGGUUGUCCACCUGAGUUCAAAAAAUCUGGAGACAGCUGCUAUUAUUUCUCCUCUGGUUCUCAGAGACUCAACUUUGAUGAGGCCAGCCAGUUCUGUACUAAUUUAACAUCUCAUAUGCUCAUUAUCAAUGACAAUGAGGAACAGCUAUUUGUGAGAAAUGCGAUCGCAGGAAAAGGUUAUUUCUGGCUGGGACUUACUGACAGGGAGGAGGAAAACGUUUGGAAGUGGGUGGAUGGAACCAUACCUGUUUUUAAGAAAUGGAAGCCUGGACAGCCUGAUAAUUGGACCCAUGGUCAUGAAGACGGUGAAGAUUGUGCCGGCCUGAUCCAUAAUGCUUUCUGGAAUGAUUUCUACUGCACUGACCGCAUCGGUUUCAUCUGUGAACGUGCCUCUGACUUGAAUUCUCAAGUUUUAUAGCAUCCAUCUAAGACAGCGUGAGUGAUCUCUGGGACAAAAGUGAAGACGAUGAAGUUGAGACUGAAGAGGAGAUGAUGAUGAUGAAGGACAUGAGGAGGAGCUCUAGAUGACUUUUGGACUCUGAUAAAGCCAGCCCAGUCGAGAGUCACUGACUCUUGGGCUGAUGUUUGUCUUUAAAGGCACUUUACAGCAGAGUAUGGUGCAGAAGACAGAGCAAGCACAGAGCCACCCCACUAUUGUAUUGAUUUAGAAUUUGUACUGAGGGAAAAAUUGGAUUGUAGUCAUUUAUUUAGGCUAUACUGAGUCAUUAUUUGGUGCAGCCACUGUUGUACAUGUGUAUCUGUAAAUAAUAUUUUACAAAGGACACAUUCUUGGUUGGGAUUGAAUUUCUUUCCUUGACUGCUUUCAUACUCUUACACUUACAGAAAAAUCUAUACCAGAGGAUAAUGUUGUUAAUAAAGUGGAACUACUUUGUAUUCUGAAUAAUACAUCACAGAUCCAGAACUGUGAUUAGAAAUAAGCUCCAACAAAAAUGAUGAGCACCCACUCACCAUCAGCAAAUGACUGCAACCUCACAUAACAAAUAGUAAUAAAGCUAGUGUAAAUUUCACCUUUCUGUAAUGAAAACAACAUUGUCAGUUUUUUUCUUUUAUUUUUUUGAGAAUAGAUGCUCAGUGUGAGCGGUGCUACUGUUAUGGAGGACAGUAUUACCUAGACUUUAGGCUGCCAGUAUGAGUUUUAUAUUAAGUAUCCAUAAACAAUAUGUAAAUGUUUUGUAAUGUAAUGUAUCCAUUAUAAGAUGAUUUAUUCACAAACACAAUAUUUGAAACAUGUUAAUUUGCAUAAUCAGUUGUUAUAGUUGUAUGAUUGACCUCAUGUAACGCUUAAGGACUGAGUAGCAGUUUGUAAUCUGUCUUAAGGUUCAUUUUGCUUCAUUAAAUCACUGAGUUCCUAUGGAUCAGGCCAGGACACUUACCACAAUAAAAUGUGAAAGAAAGUG
This is a messenger RNA of Stegastes partitus (bicolor damselfish), 3838 nucleotides long. It is a transcript of the gene colec12, whose product is annotated as collectin sub-family member 12. Bases 532 to 2838 code for a protein of 768 amino acids. The record is from RefSeq and is a predicted model, not a curated record. The transcript has 10 exons. Lineage: Eukaryota; Metazoa; Chordata; Actinopteri; Pomacentridae.